GGGGAAAGCUGGAGGGGGACCGCCACAUGCCCCACAAGCUUUUGAGCCCCCGGCAGGCAGGGGUCGGCGGAGGCAGUCUUUCUGGCUCGGAAGGCGCAGCUUUCCCACCAGAUGGCGCUGGGUAUGGCCGCCAUCUGCGUCUGGUGCUUCCUGAACCUGGCCGCCCGCCAGUUCUGGGACGACUCCCGGUACCCCACCAGGGAGGCCCGGGUCCUGAGCAGGUGGCAGUUAUUGUUGACCCUUGGCCUCGUCGUGUUCUUGCUCGUGGUCGGCGGCUUUGGUAGGCUGUGCGCCAAGCGCGACCUCGUGAGCACCUUGGGUCUGGAGGUCAUCGUUGUGUCAGGAAUCACUGUCGGAAUGAUAUUGUCCGUGCUCAUCCCAAAGCACUACAUGGCGAGGGCCUUCGGCCAUGCGGACACGGAGGCCAUCUGGGGCCAUGGUAUGGGCGCCACCGACUGCAAUCUGGUGCUGAUGAUUGACUUGGCCGUAACCUCUGUGCACCUGCUAAUGCCCAUCCGCUGGGUGGUCCUCGUUCCCUUGCAGGUGGCCGCCGUCCUGGCAUACCUUGGGCCCGCGCUGUUUCUCGGCAGCCCAGCCAUGGGGCAGGUCCCCUUCAACAUCUUCGGGAUCCUGGCCCUCGUGGCCCUGUCGGCCGUUGGAAAGAGGGCGUCCGAGCGAAAGGAGCGCUUGUUGUUCGCCGGGCUCCUGUCGGAGAAGCAGAUGCGAUUCCAGGCGGAGUUCGAGCUGUCCAAGGUGGACAGCGGCGGGGAGGGAUCCGCCGCGCCGCCGCGCCCGGGCUCGACGCUGAGCGCGGCGGCCUUCGACCGCAACGCGCAGCACCCGUCGCUGGGACUGAUCCGCGCCAUCGGCGAGCAGGAGCAGUGGCUGAUUGCCAGUGGCGAGGUGCAGCUCUUGACCGACGGGGUCCUGGGCAGCGGCGGCUUCGGCCUCGUCGUGAUGGGGCUGUACCACAACACCCCGGUGGCGGUGAAGGCACCGAGGGAGGACAUGGUCCGCGAAGGCGUGCUGAGAUCGUGCCUCCCCGCGCUCUGCAACGAGCUCAGGAUCCUGCGGCGCAUCCGCCACCCCAACAUCGCCUUCCUCUACGGGGCCUGCCUGGGCGCCGGCCUGCGCAAGCUGUGCCUGGUGCUGGAGCUCGUAGACGGCGUGCCCCUGGGCGCCUUCGUCCGCGGCCCCCGCGGCGCCGCGGAGCCCCGCCGGGGCGCGCCCCAGGCCAGUGGCCUGGCCAGCAGCGCUUCGGUGCAGUCCGCGCUCAUCCUCGACAUCCUGAACGCGCUGCGCCACCUGCACUCGAGGCAGCCGGUGGUCGUCCACGGCGACCUGAAGGACUCCAACGUCUUCGUUGAGGAGCGGCGCAGGCGGAGCGGGCGGAGCUCCCACCACGCCAAGCUCCUCGACUUCGGCCUCUCGCGGCUCGUCACCUCCAGUGCCGAGCCCCUGGGCGGCUCGCUGCGGUGGAUGGCGCCAGAGCUGCUCUCGCGCAAGGCCGUCCCCCCGGACGACGCCGCCGACUGCUACUCGUUUGGGCUGCUGACGUACCUCAUCCUGACAGGGCGCCUGCCGUUUGAGGACAAGCACACCAAGCAGGUGCAGAAGCAGCUGAGGCGCGGCCAGCCGCGGCCGCCCAGUCUGGCAUGGCCCGCCCCCGCCAGCGAGCUCGCGCGGGCCUGCCGCCCGGCGGUGGAGCAGUGCAUCCAGGCGGCGCCCGCCCUGCGCCCCCAGACGGAGAGCGUCAGCGACCACCUCGCCGCGGUGCUGAGCCGUUUUGCGGGCGGCGCGUUGGAGCGGGCGGUCGAGAGCCCCGUCGACGGAGUCCCUGGCAGAGGGGGCGAGCCGCUGGCCAGCGGCGGGCCCGCCGCCGCGGACACCCCGGCCAGCGGGGCCCACCAGGAGCUCCAGGGCCCGCUGGGGCAGGCUGGGGACGCCCGCGUCGUCGCGCUCGCGUCCGACAUGGGCUUCGGGAGCCUGCCCCACGCGAGUGAGCACAGGGCCCUGGGCGGGAGCCCGCCCCCCGUGGGGGAGCCCGCCCUUCCGAUGCUGUCGGGGGAGGCCCUGGGCCGCACCGCAGCGCCGUCUCGCGAGAGCCCCGGGGGUGUGCAAGAGCAGCUGGCGAGCCCGGAACACCGGCUGACGCCCCUGAGCACGCGGGCCCUGACCCUGGUGCUGCUGAUGCUGGAGUGGACGGGUCCCACGGCGAGGGGCGCCUGCUGCUGGCUGCACGGCGCGCUGCGUCACGUGGACACCGUGCGGGAGGAGCUCCGCAGCUGGCCGUGCAAGGGAGGGCUGGGAGUCGCGGUCUGCGGCCAGUGCGACACAUGCGGGCUCCUGCUGACGGGCAGCCAGACCGCGAGCCUCGGGAACUCGCUGGAGCACGAGGCCCACUCGCAGUCCAGGUCGGCGCCCCUGAACUUUGAGGCCCUCGCCCUGGCGUUCCUGAUGCUGCACUGGAACGCGCCGAUGCCGAGGGACGCCUGCUGUUGGCUGCACGGCGCCCUGCGUGCCAUGGACACGGUGCGGGAGGAGCUCGGCCGCUGGCCGUGCAACCUGCGGCCCGAGUUCAGGGCGUGCGACCAGUGCGACACCUGGGGGCUGCUGAAGAGCCGCAGCCUGGCGACGCCCGAGCUCAGCGAGAGCCCAGGGGCCUCGGUCGUCGUGGAGGGCCCCUUCUGUGGCUCGGGAGAUGCGCAGGACGUCUGAGCCAGCACGGCCUCGCCUGGGCAGCGCCAUGCCGCCCGUUUCACCUGCCAAAGAAGCUCAUGAAGAGGCCCACUUCUCGCCAGAGGAAACUCGCAUCAGGUCCUGUCCUGGCGCGAUGGGGGCGGAUUGUGCGAGACUUCCCGCCAUCAGGAAAUGGGGCCCUCGAAGGCCUGCUGUCCGCGCGCGGGAAGUGAAGCAACUUCCCGCGCGCGCAAAAAAACAUCCUUGGUGUCGCAUCUUUCUUCACAACCAGAACAGACCAUAUACAUCUGAAUAUUUGCUCUGGCGGGGAACAGGCAACAACAUGCUGGAUGCACACGCUUGUGUCCGCCAAAUCUGAAUGCGCAUGUGAGCAAUCUUGUUGGGCAUCCUUUCACUCGUAAGGCAUGUGGCGUUUCAAUUGCCGCGCGGCGGCCAGGUUAUGCUCGUGGAUCGGGCGAGCCAUCAGAAUUGCGUUCACUUGCGCUCAAGAAACUUUUCACACAUGUCAAUUCAUUCUUCAAACAUGUCUAAGCUGAAUAGCGCGAAGUUCCGAAGUGGCUAAGGCAAUAAUGGAACCAUCGUGGCGAAGACGUCUCAGCCGACUUAUGAUCGCAGUUCGGUAAUUUUGCGCAAUUGGUUAGCGACUUAGUCUGCUCAGUAUGGUCGCGGACCCAGGCUAAAUUGGUUAGGCACGCAGCAAUGUCAAUGCCUUAUUAGUUGGUAUGUGCAUAUAUCAGACAUGCUGUGCUGUUUGUUUAUGGAUGUUCGUUCGUUGCAUCUAAAAUGGUUAGAGGUGGGUGUUUUGUGUGAGUUUUACCGCAUUGCUUCCUGCUUCCCCUCGAGCUGACCGACGGCACCGCGGACAGUCAGCAAAGCUGACGCGCCUCAGUCUAAGUGCAGCGGGUUCGGGGGGUAUUCAGCGUGGCUUGCGGUGUGUCGGUGAGGUCUGUGGGAAGCCAUGGGCCUAUUUCCACUACAGCCGACUGCGAAGGCCUUACGGCCAGUGCCGCCGACCCUGAAUGGCGACGACGGCGACGACGACGACGA
Messenger RNA from Prorocentrum cordatum, 3747 nucleotides. The record is from the annotation of a GenBank genome assembly. NCBI's taxonomy places the organism in Eukaryota, Dinophyceae, Prorocentrales, Prorocentraceae.